UUAAGAACAUUUUAUUUUUUUUGUUUAUGUUAUAAUAAUGUAAAUAAUGAUGUUUUAUACGCCGUUGGAUAAGGAUGCUUUGCGUUCCGGUGGAUGUUAUAUGUAAUUUGUUAAUUAGAGCCAAAAAUUAGAGCCGGUUGGACAAAAUUUGGUUCUAAUGGCAACUUUCUAGUAGUAACAACCAUUGAGGUUGUUGCUUUGAAUCAAUGAGGAAAUAAUUUGUCUGUAUUAUUUGGCAAAUAUAGACGAUAUUUAAAUGAAUAAGGAUAAAAAAAAAUCUAUUCAAGAUCAUACAAUUUUAUAUCUAAGUACAUUGUGUGUACAAAUUAUGAGAGAUAAAUACAUAUGUUAAAAGUUUAAUGUACUUUGCGUUUAAAAGACGCACAUUGUAACAUAUUAUUAUUACUUAAAGCAAACGAUGUGUAUAGAUUAUGAGCAGUAUGAAUUACGAUACAAUUCGUAGAUUGUUUACAUCAAAAUAUUUUAAAAAUUAAGUUAUAAUUGUCUUCGAGUGAAAAAAUAAUAUAUUAUAAGACCUUAAAACUUGUAGAAGUGUUAAUACAUUUAUAUGUGUAUCUAUUUUCAAAAUUAAUCUUUAUGACCUAUUAUUGUGCCCAACCCUUAAUUUGGAAAAACUGGUAUGUAAAAAAUCUGAAUAACUGGUAUCAUCCGAGAAGAUCCUCAUUAUUUAAAAAAAUAAAGUUUUUAUUCAUUUAGUUUAAGAUUUCAGAGGCAAACAAAUAUAUUUAAAGAAACAACAAGCGAUAACCAACUGAUGUGCUUUGAAGUUAGUUUAAUUCUGUUUAUAUGCUUCUUCAUAUCAAAAUGAAUCCCUGCACUUUGCCCACUCCUGUUCCCGACCUAGACGGAGACCAAAGAUGGUAUAGUAUUCAUCGUAGGUUUAUAUCCGAUUGUCGCGAAAAGGACCCAGACGUUAUAUUUCUUGGCGACUGCAUUUUUGAAGCUCUACAGGGUAGUGAAACAUGGAAUAAAUACUUUGCACCACUGCACUGCCUUAACUUUAGCAUUCGCGACGACUGCACCGAACAUAUUCUUUGGAGAAUCGAUAACGGCGUUUUAGAUAAUGUCAACCCUAAAAUUGUUGUCCUGCAUGUUGGUACAAAUAAUAUUAAGAAUAGUGCCAGUGAGGUAGCAGAGGGAGUUUUGGAGAACGUUUCAAAAAUCCGUGAAAAGCUUCCUAACGCAUAUAUUCUUUUACCGAUAAUUUUAUGUUCUUUGUAUUUUCAGUCUCUCUUACCCAGAGGGCAACAGCCGAACAAAUUGCGCGAGAAAAAUUUAUGUAUCAACAAGUUGGUCAUGGAGAUGACGAAAGGCUUAAAUCGUGUCCAGACUGUUUCUAUUGACAAGGGCUUAGUACAAAGUGACGGUUCUAUUAGUCAUCACGAUAUGUUUGACUAUAAAAAUCUCACAAAUACUGGUGCCAACAAAAUUCUUGAGCCUCUCUAUGAUCUGCUUUCGCAAAUUCUUUACGAAAAUGAGCCAGACCUAUAUCUAUCUCAAUCUGACUAACUAAAACAAGUCAAUUAAUAAUUUUUUUUUGAGGUUACAUUUAAUUAUUUUUGGUAAAAAAAUCUAGAAAUACCAAUGAAUUUAUAAAUACAAAAAUUUCGAAAUAAAUAUAAUAUAUUUACAAAUGUACAUAAAAUUAAAAUAUCGCAAUAAUUUAUAUUAUCUUUUAUGUAUUGAUUGCAUAUACAAUGUAUGUUUUCAUUAAGUAACAGUUCAGCUCAGUGUGUAAAUUUUGGAUGCUUUUCCACGAUUUUUUAAAAAGUAAAAUGUCAUAAACUAUUACACAAUUACUAUAUAUAAAAAAAAUUUGUAAUAAAUGUAUUAUUUAUAAUUUAAAUAAGAUACAUUUUUAAGUCACUGUGAACGGUAGUCCACGAGGUGACAAACCUUAACUUGCGUGAGGGGACACUGUGUGUGUUUAAUCUUAUUGAAAGAAGACCCUUUUAAUCACAUUUUACUCCCAAAUACACGGCGAUUGAUAUCUCAACUACCCUGACAUUUCAGCAGUUAUUUAAAAAAUUCGAUUUCCUCUUUCUUAAGGGGUUAGGUGGGUCUGGGAGGCCAAAAAAUGGCCUAUUUUCAAAAAUUUUUUAUUUAUAUAAAGAAUGAAAUAUUUUAUUGGAACUUUUAGGAUUAUUAAAUAUACAUAUUUAAAGAUGAAUUUCUGAAAUUUUGAGAAAAAAAUAUUUUACAGUUAGUUGAGACGUCAUUUGCCAUGACUCCUGGCAAAAAAAGUGCUUUCGCGUUGACAGCACAAUUCCUAACAGAAUCAUCUAAAAUGAAAAAACCAAAUAUUUUCCUUUAGUACAGACCUAAAACUAGAAGCUGAACGAAGGAAAACAAAAUCAAGCAAAAAUUGUAUUUUUGGGACACCUUUUUGCAAAAAAAUUCAAAUUUUGGUGAAAUUUUUCGAACAUUUUUUUUUUUAAAUAGUUGUAAUCAACGAAAAUAAAAAUCCUUCGUUCAAGUUAUAGAUAAUCGUAUCUCGAAGGCCUGUGCAAAAUUUUAUCAAGAUCGGUUGAGUAGUUUCCGAGAAAUCUUGACAACCGAUUUCAAAAACACAGUUUUAAGAAAAACGCGUUUAAAGUUUGCGCUCUGCCUAUAGCUGACCUUGAGCGUCCACCUUUUCAGGACUGUAUAUCCGAAACAUUUAUUCCAAAUUUGGGAGAAUAUUCUCAAGAUUCUGGAGAAUUUUAUAAAAAAAAUAAAAAAAAACGAUUUUUUUUUUGCCGCCAGACCCACCUAACCCCUUAAUGAAAUCUAGUUUGCUCAUCGGGUAGUCAGCAAAGCUAAAAAAUUCACUCGCUUUUUUGUAAGAAAACUAAUGACGGUUUUGUAUUAACAUCUUUAUACCCUUGCAGAGGGUAUUAUAAUUUUGGUAAAAAGUGUGCAACGCAGUGAGGGAGACUUCUCCGACCCUAUAAAGUAAUAUAUAUUCUUGAUCAGGAUCACCUCCUGAGUCGAUAUGAGCAUGUCAGUCUGUUUCUGCGCCAACUAGUCUCAGUUUUAAAGCUAUCGAGUUGAAACUUUGCACACAUCCUUCUUUUGUUUGCUUGCAGUAUAUAAGUCGGAACGGCGGGGAUCGGUCGACUAUAUCCUAUAACUGUCUAAUAACUGAUUAAUUGAAAAUGCCAAACCUUUGGUGUUUUUAAGCCGGGUGCUAGACUUUCCACGGAUUUCAUUUUAAUUCGAACUUCCAAAUUUCAUAAAGAUCGGCCGGCUGUAUCCUAUAUCUACCAUCAAACUAAAAAAUCGGAAAUGACGUAAGCUUGGUUUUUUAAAGAUGCUUGGGGCUGUUUUCAACAUUUGCGUUAGAAAAUUGAAUGGAUGCUUCAAUUUUCAUAAGGAUCGGCCAACUAUAUACCAUUUGAUAUAUAUCAUAUAAUAAGCUGUUACCCGUUAACUGCAGGGUAUAUAAACAUUGGCUCCGCCUGAAGUUAGCUUUCCUAUCUUGUUUUAAAUACCUUAAGUUUACGUUAAAUUAAAUUGAAAAAACGUUAUAAAUUGUAAUUCAUAACGAAUUAAGCUAUCCAUUGUUAUUGAAGCUAUAUUUUGGUAAAUCUUUUUCACUUUCUUUAACACUGGAAACAAACUUUUUUCAACAAAAAAUUUUUGUCAAAAUUGGCUUUAAUGAUUUUGUUUAUGAUGCCUUUGGAGAUAACCCUUGCGUUGACGCAACUUUUGAUAUAUCACAUCUGGGAUAAUCUUCUAACUAAAGAUAUAGUCAUAUAAGUGGACUAAUCGUUUUAUGCUGCCGCUUGUGCAUGUUAACUGAAGUUAACCGCGCAACGGCAAUGUCCGAUUACUUAAGAGCUCGCUCUGGCCAAAUUGCUCACGCAGCGUCUGGCCGGAUGCCCAUUUUGUUAGCUUUAAGUUUCAGUUUAUAUUUGAGCUUCAUACAAUAAAGAAGUCUUUCAUUAAUACUCUGGCACAGCCGUAAAAGUCAAUUCAUUUGUCAAAUUGAUUACCAAGCCUUAAGCCUUCCACCAUAACUUCCCGCAAGAAGGAAGAACCCACCAGGCAACCGCCAGGGAUAACAUUCAUUACCCGCAUCUGAAGACAUCGUCAUCAGCAAAGGACCAACAACUUCACUACAAACUAACUUAAUUUAACUGGCGCCCAACGUAAAAGUCAUGUAAGUGAGCACUUUCGCCCAUAAACCCUUUACGUCUGCCCAAUUAGAUUAAAAACAAAAAAAAAAAUUAUUAAAAAAAAUAUGACAAAAAUAGUGAAAUUUUGUUCCUUGCACUGACAGCAAACAAACUGCAGCCCCUCUAACUUUUUAACAUUAAUUAAUUUCCAUUAAUUGGCUGACGGUUUAGCAAUAGCACAUUGUAUUUUUAUAUUAGGUUGUCAAAAAAAACUAGCGGUAUUUUUAUUGAAUUUUCAAUUGUUCAUAAAAUUGGUUUCAAUAAUGCGAUUCAAGUCAAAUAUGCGCCGUUUUGUUCGAUGACGCGUUCCCAACGAGAUGCCAACUUCAUAAUGCCCCUCUCAUAGAAGCUCGCUUCCUUAUUUCCAAAAAACUCGGAAAGCCAAUUUUCACAGGACUCUCUUGUGGCCAACUUCAGACUACCAAGCGCGGUCGCCAUGGACAGAAACAGGUGGUAAUCUCUUGGUGCUCGAUCCGGACUAUACGGUGAAUGCAAAAGAACCUCCCAUCCGAGCUCCCGGAGCUUCUGGCGUUGUCCUGGUGGAAGACAAUUAGGCCUCUGUUGAUCAAAGAUGGCCUCUUCUGCAUGAGUGCUGUCUUCAAGCGGUCCAGUUGUUGGCAGUACAGGUGCAAAUUGAGCGUUUGGUCAUAGGGGAGCAGCUCAUAGUGGAUUAUUCCCUGCCAUUCCCACCAAACACACAGAAGAAGCUUCCUGGCCGUCAAUCCAGGCUUGGCCACCGUUUGGGCCGCUUCACCGCUUUUCGACCACGACCGUUUGCGCCUUACGUUAUCGUAAGUGACCCACUUUUCAUCGCCAGUCACCAUACUCUUCAAAAACGGGUCGAUUUUGUUGCGAUUUAGAAGCGAUUCGCAUGCGUCGAUACGGUCAAAGAUGUUUUUUUGCGUCAAUUAGUGUUGCACCCAUACAUCGAGCUUCUUAGUGACUCUAAGCUUCUUCAAAUGGUUUUUAAUGGUUUGAUGACUCGUGCCCAGCUCUUGACCGAUACUACGGCUGCUACUAUGCCGGUCUCUUUCGACCAAUUCAGCGAUUUUUUCCCAAUUUUCGACGACAGGCCUUCCGGAGCGUGGCGCAUCUUCGACCAGCUCUACACCAGAACAAAAACGUUGAAACCAUCGUUGUGCGGUGGAAAUGGAAACUGUAUCGGGUCCAUUUCCCGAUACACGUGUUAGCGCGUGAAAUGAGCUUUCCAAAAAGGUACAGUAUGACCUGAUGCGACGAAUAAAACAAGAACUAUAAAGUAAUAUAUAUUCUUGAUCAGGAUCACCUCCUGAGUCGAUAUGAGCAUGUCAGUCUGUUUCUGCGCCAACUAGUCUCAGUUUUAAAGCUAUCGAGUUGAAACUUUGCACACAUCCUUCUUUUGUUUGCUUGCAGUAUAUAAGUCGGAACGGCGGGGAUCGGUCGACUAUAUCCUAUAACUGUCUAAUAACUGAUUAAUUGAAAAUGCCAAACCUUUGGUGUUUUUAAGCCGGGUGCUAGACUUUCCACGGAUUUCAUUUUAAUUCGAACUUCCAAAUUUCAUAAAGAUCGGCCGGCUGUAUCCUAUAUCUACCAUCAAACUAAAAAAUCGGAAAUGACGUAAGCUUGGUUUUUUAAAGAUGCUUGGGGCUGUUUUCAACAUUUGCGUUAGAAAAUUGAAUGGAUGCUUCAAUUUUCAUAAGGAUCGGCCAACUAUAUACCAUUUGAUAUAUAUCAUAUAAUAAGCUGUUACCCGUUAACUGCAGGGUAUAUAAACAUUGGCUCCGCCUGAAGUUAGCUUUCCUAUCUUGUUUUAAAUACCUUAAGUUUACGUUAAAUUAAAUUGAAAAAACGUUAUAAAUUGUAAUUCAUAACGAAUUAAGCUAUCCAUUGUUAUUGAAGCUAUAUUUUGGUAAAUCUUUUUCACUUUCUUUAACACUGGAAACAAACUUUUUUCAACAAAAAAUUUUUGUCAAAAUUGGCUUUAAUGAUUUUGUUUAUGAUGCCUUUGGAGAUAACCCUUGCGUUGACGCAACUUUUGAUAUAUCACAUCUGGGAUAAUCUUCUAACUAAAGAUAUAGUCAUAUAAGUGGACUAAUCGUUUUAUGCUGCCGCUUGUGCAUGUUAACUGAAGUUAACCGCGCAACGGCAAUGUCCGAUUACUUAAGAGCUCGCUCUGGCCAAAUUGCUCACGCAGCGUCUGGCCGGAUGCCCAUUUUGUUAGCUUUAAGUUUCAGUUUAUAUUUGAGCUUCAUACAAUAAAGAAGUCUUUCAUUAAUA
Drosophila ananassae is the source of this 6437-nucleotide messenger RNA. RefSeq names its product platelet-activating factor acetylhydrolase IB subunit beta homolog (gene Paf-AHalpha). NCBI's taxonomy places the organism in Eukaryota, Metazoa, Arthropoda, Insecta, Diptera, Drosophilidae. The transcript has 2 exons. Bases 808 to 1530 code for a protein of 240 amino acids. The record is from RefSeq and is a predicted model, not a curated record.